UUAAAAUAACUGUUCAUUCUGCUGCAACAUUACUUGACCACAAGACACAGCCCUUCAUUCUUUUUUAGCACUAUUUAAAUAAGAUUGCUGCUUAUCUCUGCUGUCAUUUUUUGCGAGUGGAUGACGUUAUCUCUCAGCACUUGUCUGUCAUCUGCAGGCUUUCAAACACAACAUGACACUCGCUAAAUCUGUAGGCGUUGAUGCUUGUUCCGCUUUACAUGGUUUGUAUUUGUAUUGUCGCAAGGUUCUUUCAUCCCUCUGCACUUUCGUACGCCGGAGAAUAAAGCCGCUGCUCUCAAAGAAUUUCGAGAAUCAAAGGUUGGGAGAUGUUAUGUGAUGAAAGCUAAUUUAAUAUCACAGGCAACUGCAUAGACACUAGUUCCCUCACUGUCAAACAAGAGUCACAAUCAUGUGAAGAAUUUUGCAAAACCAAAAGUAGGUCAGCUGGGCACAUCCCUGGGGGACAUUAAACAGUAUCGGACCCAACUCACCAGCUACACUGGAUAUGAAACUUGCAUCAUCCUUAUAGAACUAAACCUGUUAGCGUCAGACUGUUUCUGUAAAUGCUAGAGGCGUCAUUAAAACUGGGCCAUUAAGGGCCAAUUAAACGCAACUGUCUGUUCAACUUUUGAUUCGAAGACCAUGUUAUAUAAUUGUCUGACCCAAAUAGUGAAGUCGUCUCUGGCAUCUUGAUGAAAGCGCGCUAUUCUUCUAGAAGAGGGAAAGGAGUGAGUGGAACACCUUCUACGACAAGACUCUUGGAAUCAGCAUCCUUUACAUCUUUUCAGCGCUCCAACAGUCAUGACAAAGUUCGCAAGAUAGUCGCUGAGGAAGGUCGAGCUGCCAGAAACCUGAUCGCUUGGAGGUUACCCCUUGAGAGCAAAGAUGAGGAAGCGAAAUCCAAAAUCAAUUCCAGCAGCAGUUCCAGGGCGCAGAGGUUCCAUUCGGGGCAACAAAGAAAUAAGAAACAGAAUGCUGGCGUUGAAAACAAAAGUACAGCUGGGGCCAUGUUGGACAAGACAGCUGACAAGAGCCCCACCAAGGCCCGGCAGCCUCGCAAAGUGGACCUGCGAGCUCGAUAUUGGGCCUUCCUCUUCGAUAACCUGCGACACGCCGUAGACGAGAUUUACGUGACUUGUGAAUCCGACCAGAGUGUUCUGGAGUGCAAGGAAGUAUUGAUGAUGUUGGACAAUUAUGUUCGGGAUUUCAAAGCUCUUAUCGACUGGAUACAGCUUCAAGAGAAGUUGGAAAAAACAGACGCACAAAACAGGCCUACGUCUUUAGCUUGGGAGGUACGCAAGAUGUCUCCAGGUCGGCAUGUCAUGGCGAGCCCUACAACCGAGAGAAUGGUUCCAUCCUCAGGAGCGCGACGCACCGUCAACUUUCGGGGUCCCUCGCCGUCACUGGCUGCCGCUCGGCUCUCUCACACUGGCCCCAGCUGGGCAGACAGAGUGAAGUGCUCUCAGUCUGUCUCUAGCUCAAAUCACUCGACAACACAACAAGAAAAGCCAAGUAAAAAAGACGCCGAUGGCUGGGAGACGGUCCAGCGAGGCCGCGCUGCUAAGCCUCGCUCUGCUGCCAUAGUUGCAAAAGUCAGCCCUGUUGUCACUCAGGUUCCCCCAAAGCAGAUCAGCUGCAGAGAGAAACAAGUCCGUCCUCAGUCGCAAGAGCAACAGAAUAAUAGCAAGUGUCCCCCAGACAAUGAUCAGACCCAGAAAGACCCAGACAAAGAACUCCCCUCCAAGCCUGUGGAGUCGGUGGAGCAUCCGAAGAACGGUGAUACAUCGGAGACCCCAGCAGAGCGUGCACAAGACUCUGUGGAGUAUGUCGACACACCCUGUGAAGAUGUGCCUCCCCCAGUAGCAGCUCCUUCCGUUUCCCAAGCCCCCGAGCCCAAACCCUCCGCCACAGACCCCACUUCAGAUAUUCCCGUGUCAGUCCCAGUCCCUGGUCUGACCAUCUCCACAGCCCCUGAUCUGCUGCAGACGGAUGGGCUCGGUUUGCUGCCGGCCUUAGGGGACGGCGGGGCUGAGGGGGGCACGUCGCAGGGCAUGGGCACAUCUGCUCCACAACAGGCCGAGACUCCCAUGGCAGCGGUGAAACUGGAGAGUGUGCUGGACCCCACAGAGCUUUCUACUCCUCAGUCCAUGGCAGAGGUUCUCGCUAAGAAAGAGGAGCUGGCCGACCGACUGGAGAAGGCCAACGAGGAGGCGAUAGCGAGCGCCAUCGCUGAAGAAGAGCAGCUGACCCGAGAGAUCCAAGCUGAGAACAGCGAACUGGAGACAGACAACGAAAGCGAGUUCUCCACUGGAUUGGGUAACGGUGGAUGUGGAGCCAACUUGGACUGGAGUGACGUGCUAGCUGACUAUGAAGGUGAGAUGGAGAUUCAAAUAUGUCAGGGACAUUGUGAGAUAAUGUAUAAAUGUUUUGUAGCUCGUGAACCGUGGCGCCAGAGCACAUCAUGGGGAGAAAUGGUUGAAGAGGAACCAGCCAGACCUCCUGGACAUGGGAUCCACAUGCACGAAAAACUCUCCUCGCCAUCCCGAAAAAGAACCAUCGCUGAGUCCAAAAAGAAACACGAGGAGAAGCAGCUAAAGGCGCAGCAGCUGAGGGACAAGCUCCGGGAGGAAAAGACUCUCAAACUGCAAAAGCUCUUGGAGCGGGAGAAAGAGGUGAGGAAAUGGAAGGAGGAGUUGCUGGAGCAGCGGCGGAAGAUGAUGGAGGAAAAGCUGCUCCACGCUGAGCUGAAAAGAGAACUGCAGCUUCAGGCCAUUGUGAAGAAAGCUCAAGAGGAGGAGGCCAAGGUGAACGAAAUUGCAUUCAUCAACACUCUGGAAGCUCAAAACAAGAGACACGACGCGCUCGCUAAAUUGAAUGAGUACGAGCAGCGACUCAAUGAGCUCCAAGAGGACAGACAGAGGAGACAAGAGGAGAAGCAGGCCCGUGACGAAGCUGUGCAGGAGCGCAAGCGAGCUCUUGAAGCAGAGCGACAGGCCCGAGUAGAGGAGCUGCUGAUGCGUCGCAAAGAGCACGAGGCUCGGAUUGAGCAGCAGAGGCAAGAGAAAGAAAAGGCUCGAGAGGAUGCGGCGAGAGAACGAGCCAGAGACAGAGAGGAGCGACUGGCAGCACUCAGUGCUGCCCAACAAGAAGCCAUGGAGGAGCUCCAAAAGAAAAUCCAGCUCAAGCAUGAUGAGAGCAGUCGCCGGCACAUGGAGCAAAUUGAGCAAAGGAAGGAGAAGGCUGCCGAGUUCAGCAGCGGCCGCCACGCCAACACAGACUACGCCCCCAAGUUGACACCUUAUGAACGCAAGAAGCAGUGCUCGCUUUGUGGCGUCGUGAUCACCUCUGAGGUGCACCUGUUCAGCCACAUCAAGGGCAAAAGGCACCAGCAGGCCGUCCGAGACAGCAGCAGCAUCCAAGGACGGGAGCUCUCCGAUGAGGAAGUGGAGCAUCUCUCCCUGAAGAAGUACAUUGUGGAUAUUGUGAUCGACAGCUCGGUUUCAUCUGAGAGCACCAAGGACGGCGAAGAGAGACAGAAGGCCCGGAAGAAAGCAAAGAAGCUCAGAGCUCGAAUGGACUCCAGAGCAAAAGAGUAUGAGCUAUCGAGUGAUGCCAAGACUCCAGUCCCUGAUUCACCUUACAAGGCCAAGUUGCAGCGUCUUGUGAAGGACCUGUUGAAGCAGCUACAGGGACAGGACAGCGGUCAGUGGGCCAACAACAAGGUCUCCGGUCUUGACCGAACUUUAGGACAAAUCUCGCGCAUCCUGGAAAAACAGAACAAUGCAGACCAAGUGGCCUUCCAAGUGGGAGGCGGCCUCACUGCCCUGGAACAGAUUCUGCAGGUCAUCACUGCUGUCUCCUCCCCUGCCGUUGUCCCCCGUAUUCCACACAAAUCUCUGUGUGCUGCCGUGAACACCUACUUCCUGGCCUGUUCCCGGUGUCCCAUCAACUGCUCCUACGUUCUCUUCAGCAACAAGAUUGCUCUUCUUAUGGACCUUUUGCUUCAUCAGCUGACACUUUACGUUCCAGAUGAAGACAAGUCCAUUUUUGGCCGCAGUGUAAACAAACAAGUCUUUGAAGGUUUGACCACAGGCCUUUUACAAACCACUGCUACCAUCCUGGGGUCCCUGUUGACACACAUCUCAGAGUGUGGACAAGGUGAAAACACAAGAAUUUCCUCCCCUGACGCCAAAGGGAAGAGCUCCGUGAUAGAAUCCUUCAACACUCGUUCACAGGACCUUAUCAGCUAUGUAGUAAACAUAGGUUUGAUUGACAAGCUGUACGGCUGCUUCCUGUCAAUCCAGAGUCCCGUCGACGAGCAUCCCAAGAUGUCUGCCUUCCUCCAGCAGGCGUCUGCACUCCUGCACAGCAUCUGCAAGAUUUGCUUUGUCAUAACUGGACGUGCUUCCAGUAUUUUCGACAACAAGCGCCAGGACCCAACUGGACUCACGGUGCUGCUGCAGUCCACCGACCUGGUGGGAGUCGUGCACACGCUGUACUGCAUCCUUUUGCACAGUUUCUCUCCGGAGUCGGCCUCUCAGAGCCAGGAGCCCUACAGCCCCGGGGUCAUUCAGGUGGCCUUGCAAGGCAUUCGCUUCCUCAACAGUUUUGCCCUGCUUGACCUUUCCGCCUUCCAGUCUGUCCUGGGAGCUGAGGGUCUGUCGCUGGCGUUCCGACACAUCAUCAGCUCUCUGCUCUGGUACUGUACUCAGCAUUCCUCGGAGGAGCUGCUCCAUGAGGUCAUCAUCUGUGUCGGCUACUUCACUGUCAAUCACUCCGACAACCAGGUGAUGGUGCAGUCGGGACGGCAGCCCAGCGUCCUGCAGAAACUCUGCCAGCUGCCCUUCCAGUACUUCAGCCACCCGCGGCUCAUCCGCGUCCUCUUCCCUUCCCUCAUCUCCGCCUGCUACAACAACACUCCCAACAAGGACAUCCUGCAGCAGGAGAUGAGCUGCGUGCUGCUGGCCACCUUCAUCCAGGAUUGUGCUGCGAAUGAGAGGGAGUCUGACAAUAAAGCCAAACAAGGAGUGUUCCAGCUGCUGGAUUACUGCGAGUUGUCCAACCGUUUUCCCAGAGACCAGUGGGAUUCUGCUCUACAGUACUUCCUCAAGAAGCAGGAGGAGUGAUGAGCAGCGCGCGCCUCGCCUUGGAUCAGUAUAAACACUAGAAAAGAGAUGUUUUCUUCACGUUUGUGUUCGUCGGGUUACUCCGUAACUCUGAUCAAGCCUUAUUCUCUGCUGCUGCAUCUGCUCUGAUUUCCAGUUUGAACGGUUCCUUCAAGAGAAUUUGCACAUGCCUUUCUUUUUUUUCUUUUUUUUUAAUAUAUACAUCCUGAAAAAAAACAAGCACAAGAUAUGUGUGACUGUUGUGUUGAUGUGACAGUUGGUACUGGAACGGUUCCAGUGGCAUUGUUGUUUAUUUAUUUGUCUCCUUUCUGUGUUUCUCUUGUGGACAAUAUGCUAGUAAAAAGUCACUUCUUCCUUUUUAAACCUCACAGAUAAAUUAAUAUAAUUUAUUGAAUUAUUUACAUUUUUUGUUAUAAAGAAAUAAAAACUCAUGCACCAUU
This is a messenger RNA of Synchiropus splendidus (mandarinfish), 5566 nucleotides long. RefSeq names its product S-phase cyclin A-associated protein in the ER (gene scaper). The transcript has 30 exons. Gene Ontology annotation, molecular function: nucleic acid binding; zinc ion binding. NCBI's taxonomy places the organism in Eukaryota, Metazoa, Chordata, Actinopteri, Syngnathiformes, Callionymidae. The record is from RefSeq and is a predicted model, not a curated record. The coding region runs from base 693 to 5126 and encodes 1477 amino acids.